AUGACAUCCCUCCGCCCACUCUAUGGGUUGGAUCACUCUGGAUCGAAUCUAGCAGCCAUCCAAGGCAAAAGAGUUCCCGAUGAUCCGACGAAUCAAAUAGCUCGGUUAUGUGUGGUGCGAGGAAUCCGCACUCACGAUGGCUUCGCGCAGGAGCUACACGGGCAUCUUCCUGAAUACACACGCGCUUUGAACGCGCGCGCGAUCAUGAGCAAUCGAGUCCCAAAUAUGAAAUCACCGGACGAUUUCCCUUACUGCUUCUGGCAUCCAGAAAUCCCAGCCCAACAGACUCUCCGAGGCCUACUAGAGCGAUACCCUGGGAACGACCUAUUGCGGUACCAGGUCGGGCGCGCAUGUGCUGCAGGAGGCUACACCUCACUUUACCUAGGACUCGAUCUACUGCCGGAUGUGGCUAUUGCAGAGGAAGCGCGCGACAAUCGGACGUCCGGGCAAGCAAUCUAUGAGAGCAUUAUUAACAGCCUAACCAGGUGGUCUUGUAUGGAUGACUACAACCGCUGUCUACACUCACCCCUGCGUUCUGGAGCCCAUUUGAACGGUGAUACGUGUGUGCGGUCUAUGCUUGAUCAAACCCUACCGGGAGGGGGGUGCAUCUUCCCUGUUGUGCUGCCCCCUAUGUUUGAUAUUACCGAGGACUGGUGCCUCGACGCCGAAGGCAUAUUACCCGGGGCGCGACCGGUCGAUCCAGAAGCUGUCCGGCUAUUGUGUGAACCACUGCCCGCUGAUCUUCCCACUGUUGAUAAGGACCUGUUAAUCCUGAUGGCAGCGUGGUCAGGCAACAUCGACCGCUACGCACGGCUGCGCCGACCAACCAUGAUCCACGGCGAACUGCCAUGUGUUGUUCGAGGAAUCUACCAUCACCCGUUCUUCGCUAAAUGGUGGUUGAUGCAGGAGACUUCGUUGAAAGCCAUUCGACAAGCCAUUUAUGCCCGACUCAUUUUAAACAAUGACUUGUCCUGGUUGAAUGACAGCACGCCAGAUACCGAUCUCCCGGUUCUGAUAUGGUUCCCAAAGACUGCAAGCGAGUAUACCUACACCGAGUUGGCACGGCUCCGACCAUCGAUGACACCGCAGAUUGCACGCGCUUGUAUAAAUGCUAAUUAUCAAGCACUAUUUGAUGGUCUUAAUGCAACCCCGGAUAUAUUUCUUUGGCGGGCUGCCGAGAAAUCUACAAACAGUCACUACCUCGAACACAUUGAACAGAAAGCAACGGAGCUAGGACUUGAUCGGGGCGAGCUUUCUGAGUUGGAUGUGCCAGAUGAGGAGUUCAUAUCUAUGUGGCCAGCCAGACCUGACCUGACGGAUACAUGGCCUAUGGCUGUGCUAGCCCAGGAGAUUGAUGCUAUCGGGCUUCGGGGGGAUCUCACCAUUUUGCGUGAGCUAACCAUCGACCAUAUUGGAUUCGAGCCCGAAGGCGAUGCUAUACCUUCUGUAGUAGAGAAUCUCUUACUAAAUGUGUGCUUGGCGAAUCCGUCGAUAAGACCGUCACUCCCCUUCGAAAGAUUACUUCUUAGCGAGGCGUAUAGGGAUGCGCCGUAUGUGGAAUCGGAGGAAGACCGUAAAAUGGUAGGGUUGCGGCCGAAUCCAAGGAUGCCUCGUGGCGGAUACCGCGGAACGGGCCGUGGAAGGAGAGGUUAG
Messenger RNA from Penicillium samsonianum, 1653 nucleotides. RefSeq lists its product as uncharacterized. The record is from RefSeq and is a predicted model, not a curated record. The coding region runs from base 1 to 1653 and encodes 550 amino acids. The transcript has a single exon. NCBI's taxonomy places the organism in Eukaryota, Fungi, Ascomycota, Eurotiomycetes, Eurotiales, Aspergillaceae.